GGCUCGGGUGCGCCGGAAGCCGCGCCCACUUUGACCGCAAGGGCUGCCGGGACGGCCCCCAUCUUCUUUACGCGCCGUGGGCAAGCCGGCGUCUCAGAGGAGUGCAGACGCUGCUGGUGACCCUGUGGCGCGUUUCUGUGGGGCCAGGAACUGAAAGAUAGUCAGAAUGGCUGAAAAUGGUGAUAAUGAAAAAAUGGCUGCUCUGGAGGCCAAAAUCUGUCAUCAAAUUGAGUAUUAUUUUGGAGACUUCAAUUUGCCACGGGACAAAUUUUUAAAGGAACAGAUCAAACUGGAUGAAGGCUGGGUACCUUUGGAGAUAAUGAUAAAGUUUAAUAGGUUAAACCGUUUAACGACAGACUUUAAUGUAAUAGUAGAGGCCCUGAGCAAAUCAAAGGCAGAACUCAUGGAAAUAAGUGAAGAUAAAACUAAAAUUAGAAGAUCUCCAAGCAAACCCCUCCCUGAAGUGACUGAUGAGUAUAAAAAUGAUGUAAAAAACAGAUCUGUUUAUAUUAAAGGCUUCCCAACAGAUGCAGCUCUUGAUGACAUAAAAGAAUGGCUAGAAGAUAAAGGUCAAGUACUAAAUAUUCAGAUGAGAAGAACGUUGCACAAAGCAUUUAAGGGUUCAAUAUUUGCUGUAUUUGAUAGUAUUGAAUCAGCUAAAAAGUUUGUUGAGACCCCUGGCCAGAAGUACAAAGACACAGACCUGUUAAUACUUUUCAAGGAAGAUUAUUUCACCAAAAAAAAUGAAGAAAGAAAGCAAAAUAAAAUGGAAGCUAAAUUACGAGCUAAACAAGAGCAAGAAGAAAAACAAAAGCUAGCAGAAAAUGCUGAAAUGAAAUCUCUGGAAGAAAAGAUUGGCUGCUUGCUGAAAUUUUCAGGAGACUUAGAUGAUCAGACGUGUAGAGAAGAUUUGCACACCCUUUUCUCAAAUCAUGGUGAAAUAAAAUGGAUACACUUUGUCAGAGGUGCCAAAGAGGGAAUAAUUCUAUUUAAAGAAAAAGCUAAGGAAGCACUGGAUAAAGCAAAAGAGGCCAAUAAUGGUAACCUACAACUAAGGAACAAAGAAGUCACCUGGGAAGUACUAGAAGGAGAUGUGGAAAAAGAAGCACUGAAAAAAAUAAUAGAAGAUCAACAAGAAUCUCUAAACAAAUGGAAGUCAAAAGGUCGCAGAUUUAAAGGAAAAGGAAAGGGAAAUAAAGCUGCCCAGGCUGGGUCUGCUAAAGGAAAAGUACAGUUUCAGGGCAAGAAAACGAAAUUUGAUAGUGAUGAUGAACGUGAUGAAAAUGGUGCAUCUCGAGCAGUAAAAAGAGCAAGAGAAGAAACAGACAAAGAAGAACCUGCAUCAAAACAACAGAAAACAGAAAAUGGUGCUGGAGACCAGUAGUUUGAUAAACAAAUUUUUUAUUCAUUUAAAUUAGAUUUUAAGCUGCUUUUGUCUUUGGAGGCUGUUAAAAAGAAAACCGAAUUAGAUCCACUUCGAUGUCUACCUGUAAGAAAGAAGAUUUUUUUGUUGUUGUUGUUGAACUUGUCUUUUGUUAUUGAAAUAUGUUUUUUAACGUGCAGUUCUGUUUGUGUUCUUUUGGAUUAUUCAACUAUCAAAAGAAACAUUCUUCCAUUAAGUUGCCUUUGUAAUAUGAGAAUGUAUUAAUACAAAGUAAUAAAAUGUAUACUGCAUAAAAAUAAACUAAGUUUUUUUUUUUUUUUUUUUUUAAUUUACCAGCAUAUUGGCUGUUGUGAUUAUAGGCCCAUUCUGUUUUAGUUAAAUAUUUAUCUUCUAUGCUGGCUUUCUGUAUUUACUCAAGCAACUUGAUAACAUUAGAAAUAAUUACUUAUUGUGAAGUGUUUCAGUACUGAAUGUGGAUAAACCAGAAUCAAGAGACUUACUGAUUUUUUUUUAUGAAACUUGUAUGAUGCUGGCAGGUCGUAUCGCAGCUCUAUAAAACAAAAGCCGCCUAAGGAUGAAAACUGUACUUCCACACAUUUACCACCCUUGACUUAAAUAUGGUAGUACUUUCCUAUUUGUAAUUUCCUAAAUAAUCUAUAGCUACCAAUUUCGUAAUAAUCAUGAUUAUCUUUCAGGUUUGGAUUUUAGUAACGGUAGUAAGUAGCUAAUUAUCUUCCUACUAAGCACUCUGUCUAAAUCACAGCUCUCAAAUUUUAAUGUGCAAACAAAUCACCUUCAAAUCAAAUCCUGUUCAAAUGCAGAUUGUAAUUCAGUAUUUCUAGGUGGAGCCUGAAUCCUGCAAGUCUGACAAGCUCCCAAGGGAUGUCAAGGCCGAUGGUCCAUACUUGACAACCACACUUGGAGUAGCAAGGCUCUGGCUUGGUAUACUACUAUUGGAACUGUUCUAAGGUCUCCAUUUUGCAUAUUAUAUCUUAAACUAAGUAAGGAAUGGCAGUACUGAAUAGGAAUACAGAAGGUGACAGUUCUAGUUAUGUUGUUAAAUCCAAUCCAAAAAAAAAAAAAAAAUCCCCCUUAUUGUAUACUCGUAUUUCAGACUUUUCAGAAUUAUUUGGGUUAUAGUCAGCUUCUAGUUAUAUGCUUUUCCCAUUUUGAUGUCUGUGAAUAUUAUUAUGCAAUUUACUAAUAAAAAUGUAUCAAACAUGA
Bubalus bubalis (water buffalo) is the source of this 2608-nucleotide messenger RNA. RefSeq names its product small RNA binding exonuclease protection factor La (gene SSB). Gene Ontology annotation, cellular component: cytoplasmic stress granule; nucleus; ribonucleoprotein complex. Gene Ontology annotation, biological process: positive regulation of translation; RNA processing. The transcript is spliced from 12 exons. The coding region runs from base 167 to 1384 and encodes 405 amino acids. Lineage: Eukaryota; Metazoa; Chordata; Mammalia; Artiodactyla; Bovidae. Gene Ontology annotation, molecular function: RNA binding. The record is from RefSeq and is a predicted model, not a curated record.